Messenger RNA from Mizuhopecten yessoensis (Yesso scallop), 6401 nucleotides. Its product is annotated as ubiquitin-conjugating enzyme E2 H. The record is from RefSeq and is a predicted model, not a curated record. The coding region runs from base 101 to 646 and encodes 181 amino acids. The transcript has 7 exons. Gene Ontology annotation, cellular component: nucleus. Gene Ontology annotation, biological process: ubiquitin-dependent protein catabolic process; protein polyubiquitination. Gene Ontology annotation, molecular function: ubiquitin conjugating enzyme activity. Lineage: Eukaryota; Metazoa; Mollusca; Bivalvia; Pectinida; Pectinidae.
UGACCAAUCGUCAUGCAUUGAUUUUACAGCUCCGCCAUCAUUGUUGUUAUUUUGAGGCACAGACGUAAAACAGUUUUUGACGCAGGAAUACUCGCCCAAAAUGUCAUCACCAAGUCCAGGAAAACGAAGAAUGGAUACAGAUGUUGUUAAACUGAUUGAGAGCAAACAUGAGGUCACUAUUCUUGGAGGCCUGAAUGAGUUCAUAGUGAAGUUCUAUGGACCUGUGAGCACUCCAUAUGAAGGAGGUGUGUGGAAAGUUAGGGUGGAUUUACCCGAGAAGUACCCUUUCAAGUCACCUUCCAUAGGUUUCAUGAAUAGGAUCUUCCAUCCUAACAUAGAUGAAGUGUCGGGUACAGUGUGUUUAGACGUCAUCAACCAAGCAUGGACAGCUCUGUAUGACCUGUCCAACAUCUUUGAGUCUUUCUUGCCCCAGCUCCUGACCUACCCUAACCCAAUAGAUCCUUUAAAUGGAGACGCAGCUGCCAUGUACCUGCACAAGCCAGAGGACUACAAAAAGAAAGUACAAGAGUAUGUUAGAAAGUAUGCAACAGAAGAGGCCCUUCGAGAACAAGAGCAUCAGUCAUCGUCUAGUGAGAGCUCCAUGAGUGACUUCUCCGAGGAUGAGGCACAGGACAUGGAGCUAUAACACAUCGUACACUAGACAUUCUCAUCUGUACAUACAAGUACAUCAUCCUCUCACCGACCAUGGGGAUCAGUGACUGUGCGACACUUGUCUGUUGCUACAGGGACGUCUGAGAUCUGGACCAGUCUGUUGUUAUAUGACUUCAUGUUUAUUUUCAGAGUUCAGGAUUUGUCUCUGUCAAAAUUUCUGUAUUAAGUUGAGCCAUUUCGUUCUUUUAAGCCACAUGAGAUCUAUCAGAUUGAUUAGUUUCACUUUUCAUACCAUAUUGCCUUCAGAUGAAGAUUGUUUUGCAAGAAGCUAGUUCAAAUGAAAAGACAAUGUAAACCUUUUUAUGACUGCUAAAUGCUGAAGAGAGAUAAUGCUUUCCUUUAUCCUCUGUCGAUCACAAUAUAAACUCAGGGAUAUUUUUUUAUCAAAUCAACAUCCACGAAGGCAAUUUCGAUCUGAUCAAAAUUCUCUGUUAUUUCAGUAGGUAUUUUUAGAGGUCAAAUCUGAUACAAAAUGUGUUCCAUUGAAAUAGUUUUAUUUUCCAGUGAAAGCUCAGGGUACCUGUUGUUGAUUGUAUUGACAAAAUGGUAGACUUUCCUUGUCUAGUCAGAUCUAUCUGUGGUUUAUUUGCAUGAAAUGGUUUUAGUUGGUGAAGAAAAGUCCAUAAAUAUAAUAAUCUUCAUAGGGUACUGAGUGGAAACAGGUGUUUUGUAUAAGAAACCAUACUUGCUGUAUUAAGGGUUUUACUCCAGAGGAGAUGUUAGAUUGAUACAACUUAAGCUUGUGUUGAGUUUGUAUUGUAUAUGUUCAUAGCUUAAUUGUAUGGUAUGCUGAUGCAUGCCUAUGGACUUGGAUUCAAAUUAAUUAUUUUACAAAAAAGAAAUUUAAAAUAUUUCAUUCUCGAGUACAUUUCAAAGUUCAAUACUCUUACGAGAAAUUUAUGACAUUCGUUGCAUAUGCUUAAUAUGCACUUCAGAAUUUUAUUUGAAAGACACAUUUAUUUAAAAAAAUAAUUUUAAUCACAAUAGAUGAUAGAUGUUUGGAAUUGUUGAAAUGUUAUAUCUUGUCUUUUUAAGGAACAGCUAACAAGGCGACAUGUAUUUUAUUGUUACCUUAAUUUGACUUUCAAACAGAUUGAUUCUUUGUCUGGUCUUUCAGUCAUUUCACAGUGCUACAAAUCUGUUUUUCUACCCAUUUUGUCUUUCAGACUUUCUUUCUUACAAAUGAAGCCUUCAGAAAGCUUUUUGGGAAAAAAACUGUUUCAAAUGUUUUCGAAAUCAUUAUGAAGUUAUACAUAGCAAUAACUAUAUUUGGAACAAAUAUGGCCCAACUUCUAAAUAAAACGAAAAUGUCAAGUAAUUUUAUUUUAAAUAAUACAUUGACAUAGCUGAAAAGUAGAAAUGGGACAAUGUUUAUGAAAAUAUUUUGUGCAGCUAUUCAGUUACCGGGGACAUGCAUUUUAAGACCAGUUGUAUCUUUUAUAGUAAUUAUAAAAGUUAUGUCCCAUUAAAAGAAACAGAAAUAUUCUUGAAAAGUCAAUAUAAUAUUAAAACCAGAGUUGGCACAACAUGCAAGUUCUUGCUUGAUUUUUCAUUGUAUGUAGUGAUUAUGUUAAAGACACGGAGAAAAAAAAAGGAACAGUGAAUAGUUUAUUGAUCUUUGUACUCAAAUAUUAUCAUAGAAACUCCUUUCACAAGUGUUAAAUUUGUUUAAAGACAGAGUAAAUUAAGAAAAGAUAAGCAUCACAUUUUGUUUUUAUGCUUUGAAGAGAGAAAAGGUAAAAAUUUGAAGAAAGAUUGGUUUAUUCUAAACAAAUGCCCUGUUAAGAUUACAGGUACCUGUAGCACUGACUAAAGAUACCUCGUUAAUGUUGAAACAUUGCUGCAAGUGUCGUUGGGUUAUGUAUAAUAUUGUGUUGAUAUAGAGGAUUCAUGAAAGUUGACCCUUUGUGUGGAAUUAAAACCAACGUUAGCCAUCCCCUGGUCUUCUCCCAACGGAGUUCAUGUAGUGUAUCAUUGAUUAUUAAUCAUGUUGUUUAGGAAAAUCCAAAAUGCAAUAUGCCUGCAAAUGUGUUUUGAUGUAAUGUAGAUACAAGACUCUACACAAUGUUUUUGAUAUGCAAGAAAUAUCAAUUUUAAUGUGAUUUUAAUAGUUGAAAAAUAUAUUGAUUUAUCCAAUUGAUUGUGAUCACUGUUUUAGGCGUUAAUAUCUUUAAACAACACAAAAGAUAUUAGUAUUUGUUACGUGCAAUUUUGUUUUUACAUUUUAAAAUAAAAUGAUUAGGGAAAUCAAACUUCGAAUUUCUUAAUUAGUAAUAAAAUAACGGAGGAAUUACAAAUUCAAUUAUCUUAAUGAAACAUCACUAAAAGAAAUUAUAUGCAAAUUUAUUCUGUCAAGAUUUGAAUUGACUUUUUAAAUUUUGGAAAUUACUUCUAUUACAUUCCUUUAGAAAAAGUAGGAGGAAUUAGUUUAAGUUAAUUAAUAGCAAAAAAUAAGAUAAAAUCAUUCUUUGUGAUAAAAUGAAUUACAUUUCUUUUAAAGAUCAAAAAUUGUUUGUCUGGAGGCAUGUGUUAGAUGAGAUAAGAAAAGUCAGACAGAACUACCUGUUUCAGAUGAAUUUUGGGUAAAUGAAAAUGAUAUUUGGCAUAGAAAGAGAUUUUGAUGAGAAUUUAUUGCAUCUUGAAUUUUCUAACAUAUAUAUAUAUUUGAAUGAUAAACUUGUGUCUGUUCGCGUGAUUUGUGCCUGAUGUGUGGUGCGUGUAUGAGCGAUAGGGGUGUAAAGGAUUGCAUGUCGUGUGUGAGAACCUGGUUAUGGAUGCCGAAGUGAUUUUUCAGCUUUUAAUAGUACAAUGCAUUUUAUCUUUGUUUUGCUACAUUUCCCUGUUAUGUUUUACUUUAAAGAAUUCAGUCGCACUAUCCUUUCUGUCAGACAAUAGUUACGUUUGAUUGUAUACAUGUAUGCCAGGUUUUCCGUACUGUUUUCUGAUAUCAGUAAGAUAUUUCUAAUUGUUUUCAUUUGAUAAAAUGGUUUUCAAAGAUAUUGAAAAGAAUAUUCAACUUGUUUAGGUGUUUAGGAUUAAAUUAUUGUCCUAUAUCACUUUCAUUUCAUAUUCACUGGUUUUAAUAAAAAAAACUAAAAAAACACUUUCUGCAACAUUCUGUAUGGCGUAUAACUUUCAUACUUUGUAAAUUUGUUGAAGACAAUGAAUUUACAUUUGAAUCUCCAAUACUCGGCUAUGUAAGGCAUUGAGUACUGAUAUUAGGGUCUACAUAUCAAAGAGUAACAUCUGACCAUCAAAUUUAUAGAAGUUUUUUCCCCAUGUGGUGAUUUUUGUUCUAGUAGGAUAUUAAACUAUUGUCAGUCAUGUCAUUUUCAUUAUUUAAAUGUAUGAACACAGUACUAAAAUGAAGAAAACAAACAUUAUCAAUCUUCUUGAAGUCAUUAUCAUUGUUGAAAACACAGCAUUUUACAUUGACUGUUGAGCUUGUUCUGAUGGAUUUCACAAAGAUUUAAGCAUGCACUGAUUCUUAAGUCAUUUUAAAAGUGCACAAUUAAAGCAAUCUUCUAAUGAAAUUUUACAUUUCACAGAUACAAAAACCUAUUUCCAUGAAGGAAUGUCAUGUAUUGUAAGAUUUUUUUCAAGUUUUCUUUCAUUUUUCAAUUCUCGAAACCAUCACAGAAAAAAUGUACCAAAACCUGUUAAUUCUGUUCAAAAGAUGUUAUACACAAGUUCUUAAAUGUGGGAAAAUAGCAUUGACAUUUGAAUGUAUUGAUUUUUCCUGUUGAUUUAUUUUAAUGCUACUUACCCAUUAUAUGUAUUGAUAAUUAACCUAUGUUGAUAUAUAUCAUUUGUGAUUUGUUUUUUGCUUAAUUUGUUAAUGUGUCCUGGGGUUAUAGUUAUGUAAUAGACUUAGUAGUUAUCAAGGUCAAACAAAUGAGCUAACAAGGUCAACACAGCGUUAUCAAGGUUAAACAUGUGUUACCAAGGUCAACACAGUGUUGCCAAGAUCAAACACAUGUUACCAAGGUAAAAUAUGAGCUACAAAAGUGAAAACAGUGAUACCAAGGUCAAACAUGUAUUACCGAGGUCAAACCUGUUGCAAAAGUCAAAAAUGUUACCAAGGUCAGAUAUGAGCUAUCAAGGUCAAAACAGUGUUGCCAAGGUUAAACAUGUAUUAACAAGGUCAAACAUGUGUUACCAAGGUCAAAUCUGAGCUACCAAGGUCAAAUAUGUGUUACUUGCAUCAAAUUUGUCUUAAAAAUGGUCGAAGCAUUGUACCAAUUUCAAACCAGUAAUACUAAGGUCAGACCUACAUGUUAAUUAUUAGGUCUAUUUGUGUGACCAAGAAACCUGUAUAUGAUGGAAUCUUGAAUUGUCUUGCACGCUUUAAUAGCUACUUGCUACUUGCUACCAGGAUACUGGUAAGUGAUCACAUUUUGUUGACAAUUCAUGUUUCAUUAUUCCCCAAAAAAUUGUUAUGCCAGACUUUCAUCUGAAACUUAUUGUCCGGACAAUGUUCCAUUGUAUACUCAGUAUAAAACAAUGUGAAGUAUAUAUUAUGACGUGUUGCAUAUAAGGCAAAAUAUUUGUCAGUGUCAUUUGUAUUUUAAGAUGGAAUAUAUGCUUUGGAAAUUAUUACUGUGCUGGAUAGUAAAUUCACUGGGUUGUUUUCAUGUCGACCUGUAGCAAACAUACAAUAAGUAAUUAAAAAAGAAAUCUUUUAGAAAAUAUAGCAAGUUGCAAGUUUGAUUAAGUGAAUUAACUUAAAUUGUACACGCACUGAAAAAUAUUGUUACUGAAAAUAUAUAGCUGGUGCAGAUCACAUGGAAAACCAUUCUUAAAAUUUUUGACUAGGUUGGACUAAGGAUAUAGACAUCGGAUUGUAAUCUUGUUUGUAAAGUUUAUAAACCAAGGGAUUAUGAUUGUUGAAUUCAUUUGUGAAAAUUAUUUCUGAAUUGUUUGGUACAUGUAAUUGGAUACUGUUGUUAUGUAAAGUUGUACCUGUGAACCAUCGGGUAUCCUCAGGAUAUACUUACUUAAAAGUAUCCAGCAGUUCUAAAAAUAGCCUCAUUAAUUUGUAACAUACCACCCAAAUUCUUGCACUCCAAUUCAGGAUUCUAAAAGGAAAAACAAUUCAAUGAGACCUCCUGGUAAUAAAAAUACUAGAAAUUCAUCGAGAUUUUUUUUUUUUUUUAAACCUUAAAGCUCCUAGAUAAUCUACUUCGUUAAAGAUUUCAUGUUCAUUCUUCAGGAAUGCAUCAUUAUGGAGUACUACAUUUCAUGAUCAGCACAUGUACUGUAGCUUUUAAUUGAACAAAAAAACAACAACAUUGCACAUCAUAUGUUCAUGUAUGUCUUGUUUAAACACACAUUCCUAAACUUAAUUCUCACCUUAAUCUUCCAGAUGUACUAAACAAAUUUGGCCCUUGUCAAUACAAAUCUAGUCACUUUUGAUCAAAGCAGUGGAAGUUUAAACCUUUCCAGUCAACCAAUUAGAAAACCAUGACGGAAAUUUGAAGCCAAGAAUUUGUUGCGGGUAGGUCAUUAGUUUAGAAUUCUUGGUUGACCAGCAUUUUUUUCACUGUAUAGAUACCCCUGAACUUAUCAUUUGUUAUCGUUCUGCACCUCAUUUUGAUAAUGCAUGCAUGUGGCAUCUGUUUACCAGUACAUGUAAUUUGUAGACUGAGAUAAAUGAUUUUAGCACAUUAUACUAGAUCAAUAUGUAUUUAUUCUUUAAGGAAAUGAAUAAAAAAUGUUAAAUCCUAAAA